This is a messenger RNA of Tachysurus vachellii, 4518 nucleotides long. It is a transcript of the gene epas1b, whose product is annotated as endothelial PAS domain protein 1b. The coding region runs from base 450 to 2915 and encodes 821 amino acids. Gene Ontology annotation, molecular function: DNA-binding transcription factor activity, RNA polymerase II-specific; protein dimerization activity; RNA polymerase II transcription regulatory region sequence-specific DNA binding. Gene Ontology annotation, biological process: cellular response to hypoxia; regulation of transcription by RNA polymerase II. The transcript is spliced from 16 exons. The record is from RefSeq and is a predicted model, not a curated record. Lineage: Eukaryota; Metazoa; Chordata; Actinopteri; Siluriformes; Bagridae.
GUGCGAGUGUGUAUGAGUGUGUAUGAGUGUGUGCGAGUGUGUACGCUGAAGAGGUACAAAGUUCUUCAGACUUUUUUGAAAAAGCGCGACCUUGUCAUUUCAGCGCCUCGGAUUUUUACCUGUGAUCCACUGUUGGAAGGCUAUACGAUCCUCGACAGUGUUCUGAGACUGUAUAGCCUCGCGUCCUGCAUAUUUUUAACUUGGAAUGGAUUUUAUUUCUUUCUUUUUAACCGCGUAACUUUUUUUUUGGGUUGGUUGUUUUAUAGACUAAACCUGCGCGCGCACAGGAGUGCUUGUCAUUGUGCUUGUCAAAAUAUCUUUUGCACGCGCGCGUGUGUAUGUCUGUGCGUGUAUGUGUGUGUGCGCGUGCGUGUGUGUGAGUGAGUGAGUGAAGUUCGGAGAAAUUACUGGAACGAGCGUGUGAGUGAGUGAGACCUAACUUCUGAAAGAUGACAGCCGAGAAAGAAAAGAAAAGGAGCACUUCAGAGCGGCGGAAGGAGAAAUCCCGUGAUGCGGCUCGCAGCAGACGCAGUAAGGAGACGGAGGUGUUCUAUGAGCUGGCGCACCAGCUACCUUUGCCUCACAGCAUCAGCUCCCAUCUGGACAAGGCCUCCAUCAUGAGGCUGGCCAUCAGCUUCCUGCGGACAUGCAAGCUCUUCACAUCAGGCUGCCAUACCAGUGAAACAGACAUAGACAGACAGAUGGACAGUCUUUAUAUGAAGUCACUAGAAGGCUUCAUCUCCGUGGUAACAUCAGACGGAGACAUGAUCUUCCUCUCAGAGAAUAUCAACAAAUUCAUGGGGCUGACACAGGUUGAACUGAUAGGCCACAGUAUCUUUGAUUUCACACACCCCUGUGACCAUGAUGAGAUACGUGAGAACCUGAGCCUCAAAACUGGUGUGGGGAAGAAAGGCAAAGAGAUAAACACAGAAAGAGACUUCUUCAUGAGAAUGAAAUGCACCGUGACGAGUCGAGGGCGCACCGUCAACCUUAAAUCAGCCAGCUGGAAGGUGCUACACUGCACAGGUCAUGUGAAAUUGUAUAACAGCUGUCCUACACGCACUCUAUGUGGAUAUAAAGAGUCACCGCUCACCUGUGUUGUCAUGCUGUGUGAACCGAUCCCUCACCCCUCCAACAUCGACACACCAUUCGACAGCAAGACCUUCCUCAGCCGACACAGCAUGGACAUGAAGUUCACCUACUGUGACGAGAGGGUAACUGAGUUAAUGGGCUACAGUCCUGAAGAUCUCCUGGGUCGCUCUGUGUACGAGUUCUACCAUGCCCUCGACUCUGAAAGUGCCACCAGAAGCCACCAGAAUUUAUGUACAAAAGGCCAGACUGUGAGUGGACAUUACCGGAUGUUGGCCAAGCAUGGGGGCUUCGUGUGGGUGGAGACUCAGGGCACUGUCAUUUACAGUAGUCGUAACUCUCAGCCACAGUGCAUCGUGUGUGUCAACUAUAUCCUGAGUGAUGUUGAGGAGAAGUCCACUAUCUUCUCUAAAGACCAGACAGAUUCAUUGUUGAAGAAACAUAUGAACAGUUUCUUCAGCCAGGCUGGAUCUACCGUGGCCUCUGAGACUAGUGGAGACCUCUUCACCAAGUUCAAAGAGGAACCAGAGGAUCUCACUCACUUGGCACCGACUCCUGGUGAUGAUAUCAUCCCCCUGAAUUUUGGUCAUCCAACAUUUGAGAAAUACCCAGUGUGCUCUAAGGUUUCUCCUAUGCAUCCCCCUGCAACUCACUCAGUCACGGAGGGCCAUAACAUGCCUAAAAUUAGUGGCAACUUCUCUAUACCUCAGGCUCCACCAACCAGCAGUGCCACUCCCAGCAUCAGCAGCUGCUCCACGCCCAGCAGCCCAGAUGAUUAUAAAAGCCCAGUGGAUGACCUGAAGAUGGAGAUCACAGAAAAACUGUUUGCUAUGGACACCCAGGGCAAAAGCUCCUACAGCCAAGAGACUGAGCUGAGUGACUUAGACCUGGAGACACUGGCCCCUUACAUUCCAAUGGAUGGUGAAGACUUCCAGCUUAAUCCCAUCUGUCAGGAGGAGACUCUGCCUGAGGCUGUUGCUCCAGGCAUUAGUCAGUACAACUUCGGCAACAUCGCCAACUUCUUCCAGCCACUUACCCCACCUCCAGGUUCCCACUUCCUGCCAAACCCGCACUCUGCUAGUGAGAAGCAGGCACCCAGUGCUGCCACAAUGGAGCACUGGCCACCCAUAUUUUACCCCAGCCCCAUGCCUCUGGCACACCACACCAAUCCAGCCAGCACACCACUAGCCGCUAUGGGUGGGCAUCAUAGUCUGCAGUGGCCACCUGACCCGCCAAUAAAUUACCCCAAUACUAAAGGUGGUAUGAUAGACUCAUUGGUGGAAAAGCACUCAUGCCAAGCUCUGCAAACAAAUUGCAUGUCCCUCCACGGCCAAAGGUCCAUGGAGAAAUACAGACCUUGUAAAGCCUACAGAGACAUAAGCCCAGGCCGGGGCACAAUACCAAACGCUAUGAAGCGAUCAUUUUUGCAGAUGAGCACAGGGGUUUCAUCUGCUAUCAAGCCACCUGAGAUGUGGAAAAGGAUGAAGAAUGAAAGCUGUGCCAUUUUGAACAGGAUGUCUCAAAGCAACAGUGCCUUAACAGAUGAGCACAAGGGCCACCAGCAGAGAAAAACUCAGUAUCAAGGUAAUCAAACAGUGCUGGGGAAAAAAGAUUACUCAGAACGGUGCUGUAACUACACAGACUACAACAUGCUCCCUAACACGAAAAUGGAAGGUGUGGCGAGUCGUCUGCUUGGGCCCUCGUUUGAGAUGUACUAUCUGCCCGAGCUGACACGUUAUGACUGCGAAGUGAACAUCCCUCUGCAAGGCAACCUGCACCUGCUUCAGGGCAGUGAUCUACUGUGUGCUUUAGACCAGGCCACCUAGAGUAACCUUUUCUUAGUUAACCUAGCUACAGUAUAUCACUCACAAUACCCGGAGUAUCAACCACAAUCCAGAUUACAUUCAUGCACCAUGUUCUACCCUUUCCACUACACAUUGUAGUAUUGUUCUCUCAACAUACCCCACUUGGUUCAUCAGCCAAUCAAUUCACGAGCACAGAUUGUGCACAGUAGCGGGUCUUAAAUGCACACACCUCUACCCUACCCUACCAUAUAUAAUGAGAAUGUAGCUUUCUGUUUUUAUUGUCUUCAUCUUUAUAAAUUAUAUGCAGUCCUAUACAUAGUAUAAUACAGUAUACACACAUUAUAUAGUAUAUUUUUAGUUACAAAAGAUAUUUCUUAAAGGUGCAAUAGUCAUUUUGUUUUUAUUUCGAACUUGUACAUAACCUGGAAGAUGUAAAAUGUAAAAACAUGCUAAAAUAUAAGCAUUUAUGUCAUGGUCAUGGCACACGUAUGCCAAGUGGCUGAGAAAACCCAUUUGAAAAACUGACUUCUGGGUCUGAAAUCCUUGUUUGUGUUUGAAUUGAAUUCAUAAUUGAAUUGAAUGUGCCCCUUGUCACUCAUGUUAGAGUCUCUCUACAGGCCAACGUAGAUCCUGAGGGUGGAGCUUCAUUAACAUGGGUGCAAAUUAAGGGGUUGGCUCAAAGAGUAAAAAAAAAAAAGCAUUUCUAUCAUUUCUAAGUCAAAUCCACCUACUUAACUGUUAGAGCCAUAAUGCACCUUUAAUGUGCUGAAUUAUUUUGCAUGUUAUGUUCAUUUUACUGUUUCUCUGCCUUCAGCUACAUUUUUUUAGUGCACUUCUUUCUAUUUCCCUGUUCUACUCUCUUGAAGAAUGAUGAUCUACUGUAAGAAUGUUAUUUGACCUUCAAUUUUCUGUAUUUCUCUCUAAAUUUCCUACCUCUGACACCUUAAGCCUAUACCUGUAAUAUGUAUGCAUGCUUUAGUGCCUUCUCUGUUCAGUUCCAGUGUUACAGCACUACUUUUUCUUUCUGUCAAUCUCCCGCUCCGUUUCUCUGUCCAUUGCCUUUUGUGUGCAGACGACUCUAUAUAGUUUUUAUUUUUGUCAUUUUAGCUGUAUACAUGAUAUUUAAAGGAGGAUUCUAUAAAGUUUUUAUGAUAAAGUUCUCUAUAAUGUAAAAGUUGUAGCACUCAAAUACCUGGGUACUUUGUCUUGUCUACUCAGUAGAUGUGGAUCGGAGUGCUGAAUUUAAGUGGUCUUUAGUGCUGGCUCCUUUCUAGUGGUAUUUGUUUUCCUUUGUGAUACAUAAAAGCAUAUUAUAUUUGUUGGCAGACCAGUGCAGAUUUCUUUUUACUCCUAAUAAGAAAUGAGGUAAAAAAAAAUAAAUAAAUAAAAAAAGAGAGAAGAAUUAUUAAAAUGAAAAAGUCUGUUUUUGAGAUGUAGCAAAUUUAGCAAAAGUUCUAACCAACAUUUUCAAUUUUAUCAUUUCUUAAUGAUAUGUGUGGCAUUUGUGGUAAGAAACUGUCUUUAAUACUUCUAACAGUGUUUCUGUCACACUAGCUGAGGUUGUCUUUAAAGUCGAAUGAACUAGCAUAAUAAUGGAUUAAUAAAUUUUGACUUAAUUACCGAA